This is a messenger RNA of Myxocyprinus asiaticus (Chinese sucker), 2236 nucleotides long. RefSeq names its product calmodulin 3a (phosphorylase kinase, delta) (gene calm3a). Bases 164 to 613 code for a protein of 149 amino acids. The record is from RefSeq and is a predicted model, not a curated record. Gene Ontology annotation, molecular function: calcium ion binding. Lineage: Eukaryota; Metazoa; Chordata; Actinopteri; Cypriniformes; Catostomidae. The transcript has 6 exons.
CAGCGGCGCAGUAAUACACUUCAAUCUGCGGCUACUCUCCCAUACAGACACCUUCACCCACAGAGCCUGCGUUUAUUUAUCAACGUUUAAAACACACACAGCUCGCUGCUGUUCAUUUUGAACACACUCAACGGACAAGUUUUGAUUAAAUCACACCUGCAGGAUGGCAGAUCAGCUGACUGAGGAACAGAUUGCUGAGUUCAAGGAGGCAUUUUCACUCUUCGACAAAGAUGGCGAUGGCACAAUUACCACCAAAGAGCUGGGCACAGUGAUGCGUUCUUUGGGUCAGAACCCCACUGAAGCUGAGCUGCAGGACAUGAUCAAUGAAGUAGAUGCUGAUGGCAACGGAACUAUAGACUUCCCAGAGUUCCUAACCAUGAUGGCGAGGAAAAUGAAGGACACGGACAGCGAAGAGGAAAUCCGAGAAGCUUUCAGAGUCUUCGACAAGGAUGGAAACGGCUACAUUAGUGCAGCCGAGCUUCGUCAUGUCAUGACCAACCUGGGUGAGAAGUUGACAGACGAGGAAGUGGAUGAGAUGAUAAGAGAGGCAGAUAUCGAUGGAGAUGGUCAGGUCAACUAUGAAGAGUUUGUCCAGAUGAUGACCGCAAAGUGAAGGAUUGUCUUGUCCUUUGUCUCUUGCAUUGCUUGUCCUACUAAGAUCACUCUGUCUUUAAAAAAGAAAAAAAAAUGUUUACUCCAGAGAGUAGUAGAAUUUCGAAUUCUGUGAUCUCUUACCAAAAAUCUAAUUUUCAGAAGCAAUUUGUGAAACACAAUAGCAGAAGUGAAUGGACCAAGCAUAACUGCAUGAGCCCAUUCAGAGCAAACGUCUCCAGACCUGACAAAAAAAAUCACGGCAGUCUUUAAAAUGCAGAGAACAUCUCCUUUCAUGAGUGUUCUUUCAUCGCAUCAAAAAUAGAUUCAAUAAAAUAUUUAUAUAAUAAUAAUGCUAAAUAAAAAGAAUUGUGGUUAAUAGUCCAGGGCCACAGUGCUGCCUUCAAUACAAACUGAGCAAAAACAACUGCGCGUGACCCUUUGUGGUGAAGUCAUGCUUUUGCGUAUUGCCUUCUCCUGUUUAAGACUCGGAACAAACACUGGAUGUUGUUUAUGAAGACGUACUUAUUGUAAAAACCCCACGUAAUACUCAUACUAUGUAUAACUGAGGUUUAACUGCAGCGUACGACUUGAAGAGUGUGUCUUUAUGGGCGAUAAGGCAUGUACUUGGUUACCAGUGGUUACCGUUGACUGGUUUAACCAUUUUAAUGAUGGUUUUGUCACUCGAUGAUCUUUGUGGGAGCAUUAAGAUGCAAAAUAUGUACAGCAGAAUCGAAAUGUGAUUGAAUAACGUAAACUGUACAAAACAAUAUAGUUCUAUAGAUAAUCAUAAUGCUAUCAGUGUUGUGCUUUACAAAUGCACUGUUCUCAAAUAUUAAUGUCUGGUAAACUUAGCAUUGCCUAUUGUUAUCCUAAUUAGGUCUGUGACUUUUGGUUCAACCAUGGUCUUGAAAUGUGCCAUAAUACUCGUAAGCCUCAACUUUGUUGCAAGAUAUCUUGUAGUCAAAUAACAAGUAUGUUAUCUAUCUUAUCUAUCUAUCUAUAUCUAUCUAUCUAUAAAUAUAUAUACACAUAUAUAUAAAUAUACACACACAUAUCUAUAUUUGCACUUUGGUGUAGAUUACACAUUCAGUCACAGAAGAGGAACCUGCUGCUGCUGCUGCUACAGCCCAUUUGUCUUUGCUCUUGUGGGUUUGUCACGACUUCUGUUGUCAAGUGCUCCAAAUUUCAUUUGCUCUCUGCUUGCAAGACGACUGAUGAAGAUGAAACUGUUGAAUGUGGUUUAUUCUGUGGGAUGAAUUGAAAAUUUAUCGAAGGAAUAGUUCACCCAAAAAUGAAAAUUCUGUCAUCAAUACUGGCCUUCAUUUUGGGUGAGCACACGAUGACCGAAUUUUCCUUUUUGCGUGAACUUUCCCUUUAAAUUAUAUUAUUAGCAAGACUGGUUACUUUGAAGGGCUUGUUAUUGGCCUGAUAAUUGGAUUUUUUUUAUUUAAAUGUAUUACUAAUGUGGAAAGGAGCCUUACAUAGCAUAUCUUACUCUGUUCAGGCCAGUUUUGUGUCUGUCAGGGUUAAAAAAAAAGAAAAAGAGCAACCGGAUGGAGUAUACUCAACAUGUGAAAACUAUGGAAAUGUUAAGGAUGCAUCUGUGUUUUCCAAUCAAAUUAAAUGUAUACAUUUAAGCAUA